Messenger RNA from Momordica charantia (bitter melon), 1924 nucleotides. RefSeq names its product cytochrome P450 714C2-like. Gene Ontology annotation, molecular function: heme binding; iron ion binding; oxidoreductase activity, acting on paired donors, with incorporation or reduction of molecular oxygen. The record is from RefSeq and is a predicted model, not a curated record. Lineage: Eukaryota; Viridiplantae; Streptophyta; Magnoliopsida; Cucurbitales; Cucurbitaceae.
CUCUCCCGCUCUGCUAUAAAAACUUCAAAACCAUAUCGGAGAGCUUCAGAUUCCGGCGCCGGUGACCGAUAGCGGAGAAACCAAAGCCGAAGAACAAGAAGAGCUUCACAUUGCUUCGGUCACUCCUUCCGUAUCCAUUUUGUAUGAUUCUGUAGAGAACGAGAGGCGACGAACAGAGCUCCGGCGAGACGCGAUUGUUACAAUCAAUCGGAACGAUGUUGGCGGCGAUAGUCGUUGCUGCGAUCGCGAUCGCAUUGAGCAGUCUGGCGGCGAGGAUGUACGAUCAGAUGCAUAGGAAACCUAAUCGAGUUCGAUCGAGGCUGCAGAAGCAGGGGAUCAGAGGACCAGAGCCGUCGUUCCUCCUCGGAAACAUCGCGGAAAUGCGGCGUUCGCAGGCCAAGGACUCGAGAUCUCCGCCGGUGCCCGGCCGCGUGUCGCACGAGUGGGCGCACUCGCUGUUCCCGUUCCUCAACGAUUGGUCGCGGCGAUACGGGUUUGGGGGAAUGUUGAGCUUCAUGCUGGGGAACAUUCUCGUGCUGUUUGUGGAGGAUCACGAAUUAGUGAAGGAAAUCAGCGUUUGCACUUCUCUGGAUUUGGGGAAACCGUCGUAUCUGCAGAAAGAGAGAGGUCCUCUUCUAGGACAGGGGAUUUUGUCGUCCAAUGGCCCACUGUGGGUGUACCAGAGGAAAAUCAUGUCCCCUGAACUCUACAUGGACAAAAUCAAGGGAAUGUACGGGAUCAUGAUAGAAUCUGCGAAGGAACUGGUGAGUUGCUGGGAGAAGCAGAUCGUUAAUGGAGACGAAGGAGAGGUGAGAAUCGAUCUGGAUAUGAGAAAUUUCUCGGCGGAUGUAAUCUCGAAAGCCUGCUUUGGAAGCAGCUACACAGAUGGGAGACUCAUCUUUCAGAAACUCAGAGCUCUUCAGCGAAUCAUGUCCAGCAAAAGCAUGCUCAUGGGACUACCAGGCUUGAAGUACAUUCCAGUGAAGAGCAAUAGAGAAUUGUGGAGGCUGGAGAAGGAGAUUCGAAGUCUGAUCCUGGGCGUGGCUGAGGAACGGAAGAAAGGGAGGAACAACGCGAGGGAUUUGCUUCAGAUAAUCAUAGAGGGUGCGGAAAACAGCGAUCUCAGCGCAGAAAACAAGGCCAGGUUCAUAGUUGAUAACUGCAAGACUGUCUACUUCGCUGGCCAUGAAACCACUGCCAUGUCCGCCUGCUGGACCUUGCUCCUCCUUGCCUCCAACCCCGAGUGGCAGGCCCGCGUCCGGGAGGAGGUCGUCGAAGUCUGCGGCGGUCGCGUGCCCGACCCCGACAUGGUCAACAAGAUGAAACUGCUGAGAAUGGUGAUAAACGAGUCCCUGCGCCUCUACCCAACGGUGGUGUUCAUGUCAAGAGAAGCCUUAGAAGACAUGCACUUUGGCAAGCUUAUGGUCCCAAAAGGAGUAAACAUAUGGGUGCCUGUAAUCUCCCUUCAUCGGGAUACCUCCAUCUGGGGCCCCGAUGCUGACGAGUUCAACCCCGACCGGUUUGUCAACGGAGUUGCGGGGGCCUGCAAAGUUCCCCAGCUCUACCAGCCCUUUGGCGCCGGGCCUCGCAUCUGUGCAGGCUUGAAUCUCGCCAUUGUAGAGUUGAAGAUUGUUCUCGCUAUACUUCUGACCAAGUUCUCCUUCUCGGUACCCUCGACGUAUCAACACUCGCCCGUGUUCAACCUCGUGAUCGAACCGGAGCACGGCAUCAACCUCACGAUGAAGAAGAUAUGAAUAUGAUAGGGUUGCCAAGAAUGAGAUUUAGAUAAUUAAGGGAAGAAGAUCUAUGCUAUGGUGAUGAGGAAAUGAGGUAUUGGUUUUUCCUAUGUUGUCUUUUUACUUGAAAUAAUGCAUUUUAUGUUUUUACUAAUGAGAAAUGAGGAUACAACUAAUUAAUUUUGUUU